AUGUUUUUAAAGCAAAUGAUUUAUAGUAAAAUUGGCGACUUUAAAAAAAUUAUCGUAGGAUUCGCAGUAUCUUUGUGUGAGAGUUUCACGCCAUAGUUGUUCUAAAAUCACACUUUCGUGUAUUUUAUAGGUCUUGAGAACUUCCGUGUUUCAUGGCCUUCGUGGGGAUUUCCCUUUGUCACGAAACCCACAUAGCAAGAAUUUAUCUCAUAUCGCAAAUACAUUCAAAUCGUUCUUCCAAAAAUGGAAAGCAACCGACUGAUUUUAACUCUGGAAGAUGGAAGUGUUGACGAUUUCAGUAUUCUCAGUGAGCUAGGAAGUGGUUCUUUUGGCGUCGUCCGCAAAGUUUGCGGUCAAAAUGGACGAAUUUAUGCAUUGAAAAUCGUAACAUCUGAUAGAAAACAACACCACAAAUCUGCAGUGCAAGAAAUACGAUGUCUCCUGUCUCUAAGGCACCCAAAUAUAGUCAAAAUUUACGCCACUGAUUUUCAGUUAGACUCAAGGUCAGUGCCGAAAAUAUACAUUCUGAUGGAGUAUUGUGGUAGUGGAACACUAAAUGAAAGAUUGAAUAUUUCAACAUCAGAUGAGCUUGACUUAACAUGGAUGGUGCAGGUUGCAGAUGCUAUUAACUAUUUACAUGAAAACAGUAUUGUGCAUCGUGAUCUCAAGCCAGAUAAUAUUCUCUUAUCAAAUGAGAUGGAUAUUAAGGUUGCAGAUUUUGGUCUUGCAAGAACAUUUGAUGGUUAUAUUAAUACUUCAGGAGCACCAUUUGAGAGUCACAUGGGAUCUUUGGCUGGAAGCCCCUUCUGGAUUGCACCAGAAGUCUUUUCACAAAAUUAUACAGAAAAAGCUGAUAUAUUUUCACUUGGUAUAAUUCUGUAUAGCAUUGUGCAAAGGCAAUACAUAGUGGUUGCUGGCAAGAGGUAUUAUGGGGCAUUUACCAAUACUGGUUUAGCUAAACUUAGUGUUGGACAAAUGAUGGCAUCUGGACAAGUUAAAAGUGCAGCAAAACUUGUUAAAGGUUGGGAGAAAGGCUGCCAAAGAGCCAUUAAAGAAUUGAUUCUAGAUAUGCUGGACUAUGAGCCAAAAAACAGGCCAAAUGCAACUGCAGUUUAUAAGACUAUCAGAUCAGUACAAAAGGAAUAUUUCAAAAAAAGACUUCUUCAGAGUGACAAUGAAAACAUUCCUGGCUCUGAUUGUUUCUGAAUUUAUUAGAAUUGCAGUUUAAGGAAAGUUCUUUGGUAGUGGCACUUGAAGCAAAGUAGCAAAGAUCAUAAAAAUGUAGGUAGAGUGGAAUUAAGAAAAAUGCAAACAAAACCAAAAAGGUCAAUGUAUUUAAAAAUGAUAAAAAACAAAAAAGGGAAACCUUUGGCAUUUGCUUUGGCUUCUUCAAUGGAAGGAUGAAAAAUAAUAGAUACAUAAAUACUUAAUAUAUCUAUAUAUAAAUAUAGAUAUUAUUCCAAAUUUGUAUCCACUUGAAGCCGGGCAUUUAGGUAUACUAGGCCUUUCUUAGACACCAAUUCCUAGUUCUUUUAGAGUGCAACAUGUUUGAAGUAAUAUCUAGGACAAGCUUGUCAAUUGUACAGGCAUCUGAAUCCCUAUCAUUUUAUGAAAACAAAAUGAAUACAUUAUGAUGAAUUUUGGAUACAGAUAAUGAAUUUUGAUACAUAGACAGAAAUUUUCCAAUGUAAGCCUCCAGCAGAAUGAGUAUCCAAAGUUGAAUGUGUUUGAAUCAUGAAGUUCUAAAAAAUUUAUCUAAUGCCAAUUUCAUUUGACAGUAUGAUAAUAGUUUUAUGGAGUGCUGUGCAUUUGACAUAUUACUUUAGUGGAUUAUACAAUUAUAGAAUGUACUAGUAGACUAUAUUAUUCUUAAGUCUUUUCACAACACACUGAUGCUUGAAUCAAAUCAGAUUCUGACGUAUAUGUGUAGCCACAAAACUCAGAGAAUGAACACCUUUUGGCAUUGUCUGGUUUCUGUAUCAAGUAUUUACAUAGCAGAGUUGACAGGAUUGGGCUUGUGUAAUUUUCUGCACGGGCCACUGGUACUAGGGAGGACCAUAGGGAAGAUCAGAAAUAAGUAAAAAUAUUUACAAUGCUGGUUACAUCAGUCAAUGGAAGAGAGCAGAGCAAGAAAUUAUUAUUCUUUUUCUAAUAUUUUUUAAGUUAAAUUAAUAUCAUCUAAAAAGGUCCUAAAUCAUAUUCACUACCAGGACAAAAGUAUUGAGAAUCGAAAGACAGUAACACGAAGUUUUGUCACAACUACACACUCCUUAUCCUGUUAAUAUUUUGAUUUUACCACGGCUGAUAUUUUUCCUCAUGACUGUAAAAUUUCUUACGUUAAUAUUGUAAUUUUAAGUAUUUCGAAAUCCUUAAUAAAUUUCAAAGAAUUUGAUUCCUGGUUUAGCAUGAUUUUGUUAAUUUUAGGGAAAUGUUUCAGCGUAAAGUUAUAAGUUUGAAACAUUUUUUUGGAUUGCAUUUUGAUUAGGGUGUUGCAAUACUUUUGUCCUGGUAGUGUAUGUGCAAAGUGCAAAAGUGUAAUUGCUUCUGUUAAUUAACUUGGGUUAAAAAAUGUGCAAAAUAGUGCAAUGUAUAGUGCAAUAGUGCAAAGAGCAUCUUGAGUAAAUCUUCUUCGACACAAGUUGUUUGUGCAGAAAUUCGAAAGACAUUAAGAGGGCCAGGUCGAAAACGCGGAAAACGCGGAACACGCGGAACACAUGGAAAAGUGAAAUUUUGCUUGAAGCUUCUGGAAUGGAAAGACAUAAAAGCAACAAAGCUCUUUCAAGAAUUGAGAUAUAAGACCUUAUUUUUAAAGGGCGGAAAACGCGGAAAACGCGGAAACCUUUAAUAACCAAUUAUAUUCGCUAAUUUGAUGGCAAGAGAGGUAUAUAAUGAGUUAUUAAGCCUUUGACGAUUAACAGAGAUUUUGUGGCUGCAAGAGCAACAACGCAGUUUGUCAAAAGCAUCUCUUACGUUGGCACAAAUCUUCCACUUUUUUCACCGGUUAGACCAGUAAGGUAAUGAUGAAAUGUCCGCGAUUUGUUUUCUUAUCAAGCACAAACAAAAUUGUGUAGGAAAACCCCUCGGGAAAUCGGCUGGGACCGAUUUCCGCGUUUUCCGCGUUUUCCGCGUUCUCGAUUUUCACCCUCGUUAGAAAUCGAAAAUGCGGAAAACGCAGAAUUAUCAUUCCUUUUAAAAUAAGGUCUUAUAUCUCAAUUCUUGAAAGAGCUUUGUUGCUUUGUUUAUGUCUUUCCAUUCCAGAAGCUUCAAGCAAAAUUUCACUUUUCCGCGUGUUCCGCCUGUUCCGCGUUUUCCGCGCCUUCCGCGUUUUCGACCUGGCCCAUUAAGAGAUAAUAAAUCUCAGUCUUCUGCCGCCAUGUGAAGAAAACACAAGGCUUCAUAGCCUAUGUGGAAACUAAAUCUCUAUGAUUUUCAAAGUGGUUUGAUGCUUCAGUUGAGCUUCCUAGUAGAUAAAUCAUGGUUGAAAUGAAUGAGGAUUCUAUCGUCAUAAUGGUACUUGUUACCAAGAACAUACCUUGGAACUUUCGUUAAGCCAAUCUGAAGUAAAAAAGAGCUUUACGCUUAGAGUGUCGUGUGCAGUGACUCAGAAGACGACCUCGAGGAACUUUGAAACGAUUAAACUAUGGUUUAGAUGAUCCGGUUGUUUUUUCGGUUCUUAUUUAUCAGUUAGUAAUUAAUAGCGCCACGUAGUUCCUUCGGACGACAAUUCAACAAUUUGUCCGAACAAAGAAUAUAUCAAGCUUUUUGGAUGUCUAUUUAAGGAUAAAAAAUUUUAAGAUUACGCGAUUUUCUUGUGAAAAUGGGGCUUUUGGACCCCUUAUCAAACUAUAAUUCAAUUUUAAGCAUUAAUGCGCAAGAAAUGUGCUUAAUUAACAUGAAGACUUCCACUUAUUUCCAUUUAAACUGUUUUUGUCAGUGACUACUUCCAUAUACGCAAAAACGAGACUUCAAACACGAAAAAGAGGAUGGUAGCCCCCAAAUCCCCGUAUAACAUCGAUUUUCGAAAUCAGCACCCUCGAAUUGACCAAAAGCACCUGGUCCCUUAAAUUUCGCUUUCGGGCGACCAUUCCCCUAUUCUCCGCCUGGUCUAUUUUAGCAGUGCUCGAGUUAGCCUGUGUCCCAGACCUCUAACUUGAAAGUAGUUAGGGGUCUGGAGCACAGGCUAUGCUCGAGUAAGCAUUACAUUGUGUCUUGUAUACGGUCAAAGCAACAAGCACGCAAGUGUGCAUUGGCCUUGGGUAUAUAAAUUUUAUGUUGGCAUAGUUUCAUCUUCACACCGUUACAAGACAACUUGAAGUUGGACUAUGGAGAGCAAAGGUUUUUCCUUUGCGACCCUGCCCAUCCAACCAAUCUCUAGGUAUUCUAAGGUUUUUACAUGCAUGUUAACUUUCUAUUUCUUUUCAUCGUGCAUUAAUUAAUGGCCGUAUAGCUUGGAACUUUUGCAUGAACAAGGUGUUGCUAGUCGGCGGAAGAAGGUCAUUGUUUCUUCUUCUCAACCCCCUAAAAAUGGUUGGGUUCCAUUUACGGGCGUCUUUGCGAUUAGCGCACCGACAGCCCAAAAAAUGGUCCAAAUGAUGAGAGAACGCCACCGUCAAUCUUAUGAUUGACAAUGGUAAAAAAUUCUUAGGACCAUCUUACCUUUCUUUGCUAACGGUUUUUGUUUAGUAACCUGAUAACCUGUGUGAAGCCUGCAUGGAAAGUUCAAAACGUUCAGUUCUCUGCCUGAGUUUAUGCGCCGAAUGUCCUUCAUCAAAUCGUGAAAGUCAAGUCAUUAUUCAUAAAAGGGGCGGUACCGAAGGGAAGCGGAUUAUGGUUACAAAAUUUUGCUGCCAGAAUUUUUUCAGUUGAAGCAACGAUGCAACCCUUUUCUUAAUUUGAUUAAAUAAGAAUGCUGAAGGAUAUAUAUCAAAACGUUGCUGGUAUAGGCUAUCUUGAACAAAGAUUUUAAAUGGCAGACACAUAACAUAGUUCAGAAUUUCAAGUAGUUAGAUAUAAAGUUGAUGAAAAGUGAUUGCAUACCAUUCCAUUUCAAAUUGCAUUUCAAUCUGCAUUUAAAAUAGUAAGACAAAACGGUGUGCCUCAUUGAUACCAUAAAUCAAAGGAGAUAUUUCCAAAAGCAUACACUUACAAUAACAAGCAGACAUCAUUUCAUCUAGAUCCGAAUGUCAUGAAACAUCUCGACCCAUCUCUUCCUCGACUUGACUCGGGUCAUAUGGUAGUUGUUCUUUCCAAACGAAGAUAACAUCCUCGUGGAAUCAAUCAUGCAAAACGUCUCCAAAACGAAAAGAUGCUUGAAAUGAGAUGGGAAAUUGAAAAGACAAUGAAGUUACAGAUCUUUUUUAAUGAAAUGCAUUGUUCCUAAGGUGAGAAAAUGAUGCAAAACUUUUGAAUAAAUGAAGCAGUAUGGGAGGUACAGUGGAGCUGGGCUAAGAUUUUCUAUCAUAACGCUGGUUGUAGAAAUCAAAGAAGUAAUGAGAUACUGCAAUAAGGGCAAGUAUAUCAUUGACUCAUGAAAUUCUUCUUUUAGAUUUACAAGACUUACUUAAAGGCACUUUUUCUCAAUGCAUUGCCCUGGCCAUUUAAAUUUCCCCACACAAUAGACCUAUAGCUGCGUUGUUCCCUUGAACAUAAACUUGCUGCGGAGCCUAUUGUUAACUCUGGACGGUUUACUGACGGGACAUCGUGCCUUAAAGGGCCCCUUAAAGUUGAAGGGAGGAGGAAUCCCUAUCAAUUUACAAAAUAUUGAACAAUUUGCAAUUGAAGACUAAACAAAUGAAUAACUCUAAAAUUUCGGAUUUUUCCAUCAAAGUGGUUGGCUCGCUGGUUUACAAUUAUCACCCAAGCUACAGCUAAGAAAUAUCUAGCAAUGAGUUUUGUUCUUACCCUUGCAAACAUAUCAUCUAAGAUAUUGGAGCAUCCACAACCACAGGCAAAUUUUCUAUUCGCCAAGCUUUCACAUGCUUCUCCUCUUGCCUCAUUUCUUACGCUGAUUCAUUCUCCUCUUGCAUACGCUUAACGAAAUGUUGGAUUCUUUAGACAGGGGAGACAUCCCGUAAACUGAACGCAAAGAUCACGAAAAAACAUAAAAUCGAACAUUCGCACACGACUGUCUCAAGGAAUUUCAAUGCAGGUGCACAUAUUCCGCCAAAAGUUUGUUGGUUUUAGACUAUUCUAUGCUGCUAAGGAUUGAGAAAAAAGAAAGAUGUUCGAAAA
Molecule: messenger RNA, 6231 nt
Organism: Rhopilema esculentum
Lineage: Eukaryota; Metazoa; Cnidaria; Scyphozoa; Rhizostomeae; Rhizostomatidae
Product: serine/threonine-protein kinase pdik1l-B-like
Biological process (GO): negative regulation of G2/MI transition of meiotic cell cycle; protein phosphorylation
Cellular component (GO): nucleus; cytoplasm
Molecular function (GO): protein kinase activity; ATP binding
Source: RefSeq, a predicted model, not a curated record